Scutellospora calospora is the source of this 310-nucleotide messenger RNA. Lineage: Eukaryota; Fungi; Glomeromycota; Glomeromycetes; Diversisporales; Gigasporaceae. The record is from the annotation of a GenBank genome assembly.
AUCGAUAAAAUAUUUGCUACAAUAACGGCAAGGGAUGUUCAAAAAGUGUGGCAACAGUUCCUUGUUAAUAUUAAUAUUCCAGCUAUUCGUGAUGAUUCUACCGUCUCCAAUAAUUAUGAAAAAUUGCUAACUGAUAUAGUGCGUGCUGGAAUAUGGGCAAUAAAUUUUUAUAAUCUGAAAGAUGCUCAAGCAGUGUUUUUUAAUUUAAAUAAUGAUUUAUACACUGUCAAUUUGAAUGUUUUAACCCUUAGUGAUUGGAAUGUUGCAACGUCAAUUGAUUUAAGUCGUUACAACUUUAACAUUCAAAGGG